ACCACCUGAUAUAUCAAGACCAAUUAACAACAACUGCUUGAUUGAAUACUGAAUAUUAAUAGGGUUUAACAUGAACAGAUUAACAUAUUUUAAUCUGUGUUUAUCCAGUGGUUCAAUGACUGUGAUUUAAUUUUUUUCCGUUGUGGAAACAUCAAUAUAUUCAACGUAAUGACUGACAAGGUUUUCAAUUUCAUUAAAAAUGUGUACCUAGACUUUUACAAAAGAGAUAACUCACAAAUUUCUUAAAAGGACGGAAUAAAGUUUGUACUGAGACAGUCAUCUUUCCCAAAAUAUUGAAGAAAAUGCAAAGACAAUAUGGAGAAAUAAAUGAAAUAUAUUAUUAAAGUUCUCAAUCAAAAUGGACAAAAAGGCACUUUCUUACCACACCAAAGUUCAAGAUUGGACUCAACUAUAUCGACUUACUGCUGAUGGAAAGAUCUAUAAAGAUACUAAAGAGAUUACAUACUUAUCACCACAGAAAAUACAGGAAAUUGAUUCAUGGCGAAACAAUGUUUACAAAAAAUUGACGAAAAAUAAAUCUGCUGGCAAACAAUUAAAUAUCCAGACAUUCUCAUCAUCAAAACAAAAAAGCUAUGGAUCUUCUCAGGUGAAAUGUAAAAGUGCAAUUAAUCUAAAACACAACAAAGACACUGAUGUGUUUUCUGUGUCAAACCAUUUAGCAGAAACUUCAUUACAUUAUUCCGCUAUGAGGAAAGAUAUUUACAAUGCAAACAAAAAGCAAUCAAUACCACAAUCAACAAAAUCUAUUUUAAAUGGAACUGCUACUGAAGUAUCUAAAAAAUUUGACAAAGCUAUUCAAUUCAAAAACAGUGUUGAUAGGAAAAGCAGUAGUCAAGGUAGCGACAAUAAACUUGAGGAAGAUGUCAUAUCUGACAGCAUUUCUGACAGUAUAAGUCUGGCUUCUACAAGGAAAAUGACUGAAUGUGGUAAAGUUAUACAGGUGAAAGAUAAAAUGAUGAUCUCAGUUCGAUCAGUGUCCAAUAAUUUGUUGAAUGUUAUUUCCAUAGAUGAUUGUAAGAUGGCAUUAGCGAAGAAUUCUUUUGUUUAUACUGCAGAAAGAACUAAAUCACAAACGAGUGAAUAUAAAGCAGAAAGUAGUGCAGCUAACUCUACUGAUAUGCAGAAACCAGGAAAGAGAUCAAUGACUGCCGAAAGUAGAAAAACGUCUUCAUAUUAUACAUCAACAAUGCCAUCUGGAAUUUCUGGCCGAGAAUCCAAACCAGAUAGAAAAGCAAGAGUAACAAAAGCUAUUGACACAAUGGUCAACGAUAGGAAAGUGAUGAACACUAUGGAUAGAAAUUUUGAUGCUAGGAUAGCUCCAGCUGGUAGGUUAAUUCUAAACAAAAAUGAAGGAGGAUACAUGUUUAAACGACUUCAUAGUGCCCUUCGGAAACAUGUAGACAAUAUUCUGUCUGUUCAGGCUCACCGCAGGCUUCCUAAACAAUUAAGUGGAAUGGAAGACCAAUUUUCUUCUUAUAUUCAACAAAUUGCCAGUUCUAUACAGACAGAUGAUCAAAUUCCUGAUCCAAGUGCAUUCAAUAAGGAUUUUCAACAUUUGAGUUCAAAUAAAAAAGAAUUAAAAGGAAAAUUGACAAUAUUUGAAGAGGAAGAAGACAUUGUCAAAGAUGAGAAUGUGCCUAAAAGGCAAGUUUCUUUUAACAAACAGCUUAACGAAAAGGUAGAGCAGACAGGGAAGGACAAUGAUGUGGUUUGUUUUGGCCACAGCCAAGCAUCUAACCAGUUAUAUAUAGAUUCAGUCAAAUGUCAUUUGACAGCAGAAAAUGUAACUCUACAAGAUAAACUGAGUGCAAACUGUGGUAGUUCUAGUAGUGAGAGUUUAUCUUCAUCUGUUUCAAUACAUAAUUUAUCAGAAAAAUGUUGAAGAUCAUCAAGAGUCAUUAUUAAUUAUUAACUUAAUUUGCAUUAAAUUACGCUACAAGAUUUA
Messenger RNA from Mytilus californianus (California mussel), 1966 nucleotides. RefSeq lists its product as uncharacterized. Bases 359 to 1903 code for a protein of 514 amino acids. The transcript has 2 exons. The record is from RefSeq and is a predicted model, not a curated record. Lineage: Eukaryota; Metazoa; Mollusca; Bivalvia; Mytilida; Mytilidae.